Molecule: messenger RNA, 7607 nt
Organism: Rhincodon typus (whale shark)
Lineage: Eukaryota; Metazoa; Chordata; Chondrichthyes; Orectolobiformes; Rhincodontidae
Product: SIN3-HDAC complex-associated factor-like
Exons: 6
Coding region: 37-810 (257 amino acids)
Biological process (GO): negative regulation of cell migration
Source: RefSeq, a predicted model, not a curated record
UCCUUUUCUCACCGCAUUCCACUCGGUAAUUCUGCUAUGUUGAUACUGUCUCAAAGAGCACCUCCUAUUUUUGUGGGUCACUGCACUGCAGCGUCUUGGAUACGGAACAGUGACAGGAGAGAGAGGGGAGAUUUUGACAGACGGUUAAAGACGAUGUUCGGUUUCCAUAAAUCUAAAAUCUAUCGGAGCUUGGAAGGCUGUUGUAUUUGCAAGACCAAAUCUUCCAGUUCUCGUUUCACUGACAGCAGACGAUAUGAAGAAAGCUUCAGACUUUGUUUUGGUUUGAUAGAAGCACGUGCAGGAGAUAUCUGUAAUGCUUGUGUGCUUUUGGUGAAGAGAUGGAAGAAACUUCCUGCUGGAUCAAAAAAAAACUGGAGUCAUGUGGUUGAUGCACGAGCUGGACCAGGUCUUAAAACACUUGUGAAACCUAAGAAAAUUAAAUCUGGCUGCGAUGGCAAAAAGAAGAACAAAUUGCGGAGACUCCAGCAAAAGCUCAAAAGACAGAAUUCAGAUGCACAUAGCACAACAUCCAGUAUUUCUCCUUCCCAGUCACCCAGCCACAGCAAUCAAUCUGAUGAAUGUUCAGAUACAGAAACCCAGAAAAGUCUUUCUUUACAACCAGUCUUUUCAUUCCUUGAUCUGACUUACUGGAAAAGGCAGAAGAUUUGUUGUGGCAUAAUCUACAAGGGCCGUUUUGGAGAGGUGCUGAUUGAUCCUCGUCUUUUUAAGCCUUGUUGUAGUACAAAAAAGGAUAAUGAGUCUACAACACAGGCAGAAACACCACUUCAGGCUAUUAAAGGAGAUUGGUAAUGUGCACUGUAACAGCUGGAAGUUAAAGUUUGUCUCAGGUUAUUUUGCCUGUAUUUACAUCUUUUUGUCUCCAGUGGCAGACAUCUAUUUUUAAAAAUGUUAUUUGAUAUCAUUUUGUCAAAAAAGCCAAAUCACUGAAGGAAUAAAUAUUUAUUGGCCUAUGAUUACUCAGAACAGUGAUUUGACGUUUAUACAUCUUCGCUGUUUUUGCAUUUACUGAAAAAGUAGGCUGAUGAAUCAUUUAUUCAUUUGAGACCUCCAGACAUAGAAUACUUCAAUGGAAUGAAUUCUAUUGCUGUAAUUUUUUUAUAUAAUGGAUAAGUUCUAUGUUUAAGCUGUUGUUUAAAUUGUAGAUAUUCUGUCUUGAAAGGUAUAUCUUUCUAUCCUGUCAUGUCCUAUUAAGAAAAUAGAGUAUACAGUAGUUCAUUAUUAGUUUCUCCUAUUCAUAUUACCACCGCUUCCCUGCGACUUUGCUCAAUCUACCUAAUAUCCCAUGUUCACAAUAACCGGGGUUGCAGAAUUGUUCUGGGAUGUGCAAUAGUAACUUAUUUGUUUAGUUUAAUAUGAGCAACAUCUAAGCAAUAACAAUGGAGACCUCUUUAUUGUCCAUUAAUUUGCUGGCAAAUGGGAAGUAUUUUUGGGACAUUCAUUCAAUGCGUUUUUGAUUUUAUAGUCAAAGUGAGUUGCUUUUAGUGUGAAGUAAUUGUGAAACAAAUUACCAGCUGCCAGGUUGUCCUUUGCCUCAACAGCAAAUUAUAUUCAUCACAAUGGGCAGGAGGGAGUCCUUUAUAUUAUAAAACUACACAGAUACCUUCAGGUUAUCUUUUUUGCCUAAGUUUGGUUAUUAGUGAAUGAGGACUGAAUUUAACAACAUAGAUCCUUGAUCUUUUUUCUUGAUGCAAAAGAAGAGCUGAAGUAAGUUCACAUGUGGACAUAAAUUUUUGCUAUUUGCCAACUCCACUGAAUUUGGUUUGGAAACAGUAAUUUAUAUCAAUUAGUCAAAACACUGUUCAGUUUCUUAGGUCCUUUAGAAUUUAAUUUCAUUUGACUCCAUCUUUUACAUCUCCCUUCAAUUUAUUACUGUUGCUGUUUAUUAACACAUUUUGUAUUCAUUUGUUUGAAAUGUUUUUUGUAUACUUCUCAGUUGAAUAUUGCAAGUCUUAGAUUACUUUCAACUGUGAACUUGCAUCCUACGAACUUACCAUUCACAUGUGUCAGAAGCCAAGCUUUGACCUUAUGUUGGGAACUCUGCAUUAUUUUCUUUGACUAACCCGAGUCACUUGUUGCUUAUCUGUUGAGUAACCUGACGCCCUAUCCACCAUCUACAAGGUACAAGUCAGGAAUGUGAUGAAUACUCCCUAUUUGCCUGGAUGAGUGCAGCUCCAACAAAACUCAAGAAACUUGACAUCAUUCAGGACAAAGCAGCCCGCUUGAAUGGUACCAUAUCCUUAAAUACUCAAUCUCUCGCCAAGUGACACUCAGUGGCAGCAGUGUGUACCAUCUACAAGAUGCACUGCAAAGAACUCACCAAGGCUGAUUAGACAUCAUUGUCCAAACCACGACCACUAUCAUCUGGAAGCAAAAGAGCAGCAUGGGAAUACCACCAGCUGCAAGUUCUCCUUCAAGCUGCAUGCUGUCCUGACUUGGAAAUAUAUCGCUGUUCCUCCAGUACCACUAGGUCACAAUCCUAGAACUCUUUACCUCAUGGCAUUAUGGGUCUCCCUACUGCAAAUGGACUUAAGCAGUUCAAGAAGGCAACUCACUGCCUUCUCAAGACAAGUAGGGAUGGGCAAAAAAUUCCAGCCUAGCCAGUGAACCCCAUGAAUGAAUAAUAAAACCUGCCCAUUACAUUUUAAUCUUUGUAUUUGGACGUUCACUGUUUCUGGCUUUUCACCAUUGAAAUGGUACUGUAUGAUUUUUAGGUCCAAAGUGGAUUAUGCCUCAUCUAUUUACAUUAAAUUCCCUUUUCCAUAGUUUCGUCCAUUGUUUAAUCUAUGAAUAGACUUGCAACUUAUGCUUCAACUUAUAAUGCUUGCCGUGCUGCCUAUCUUUGUCACAGGCAAACUUUGAUAUGUGGCUUUCUAUCCCAUCAUCCAAAUUGCUAAUAAAUACAGUGAAUAGAUGAACCCCCAACACAAAUCCAAUAUGCCUUCAAUUCUAUGAACUUCAGCUUUGGCUAACAGUUCCUUUUUGAUGGAUUUCAUUGAGUGCUUUCUAAAAUAAUGCCAUAAGUAUGUCCCUGUCCAUUACUUCUGUAAUCUCUUUAAAAUAUUCAGUCAGGUUCAUCAGGCAUCACCUACUCUUUACAAAUGCAUGUUGGCUCACUCUGUUCAAAUAUAACAGUCCAUCAAAUUCUUUUUGAAUUGUGAGUUAAAAACCGUCAUGGCCAUAAUUUUCAGCAGGCAACGAUGGAUGGACACUUGAGACUUUAACUUCCUUUAAAAAUGUGUGUCAUUUCAUUGCAGCCAUUGAUCUGCUUUGAGUAAUUCCCUGCAUUCAUUAACGUGCACUAAGAUUGAUAGUCUAAUUUACUGUUAAUAUUUAAUUGGUCAGACUUAAAAUUCAGAAAUUUACAUGUCUUACGAAAUUGAAGACUUAUAGAUAUAUAGAACAAAACAAACUACUGAUUCAGUUCAAUGCAACAUGUUUAUUGGGAAGAUUUGCAAUUCGUUUACAUAUUCAGUAAACUGCAAGAACAUUACCUUGUAAAUAAAAUUGAGCUACCACAGGCUUUGAGAAACAAUUUUCUUGAAACCCAUGUAACUAAUGGAGAUAGAGCAGAAUUUCCGAUUAAUCAAAGGGAACAUUCCAAACAAAAUAAUUUCCAUGUCCUAUAAAUACAUGUGUGAACAAUUUGAGAUCCAGUUUUUUUAUUGAACAAGUCUUGAAAUUUAUCUCCUGAAUGUAGCACGCUCUGUUUUAAUCAGACAUUUUGUUUAUCAGUUAAUAUUUAAAAGGUUACUUGCUGACUCUUUUUGGUAAUGCCAGUGUGUAGAAGGCUAAAGUACCUAAAGUUCUUUGAGAUUUUACUUUGUUAAAUAAUUAAUAUUUGGCACCUUUCUUAAUUGAUCUUCUUACCUCCCUCAAAAUCGACAUGGCCAAAUUACUGAAAGUGCAAUAUUAAAAUUCCAACCUUUUGUUUGAAGAUAGAAAAUAUUUAAAUAAACUUGUCUUCAUUUGAGGAAAGUCAUUUUUCCUUUUCCUCCUCUCAAUUUGACAGAUACAUUUCUGUUCAGUAAAUGGUGUUAUUUUAGCGUUGUAUACCUUAUUUUUAACAGUUUAAGAGCAAUCAAAAGACUCUAAAAUGUCAAAAAGAUGUCUUCAGUUUAUCUAUUCAAUCAUCUAGUCAGUAAAAUCAUUGUGGGCUUAUCAUAAAGUUAAUUUUAUUAGUAUAGACAGCACAUUGUGGUAUCCGUUUUUGUGAAGCAGUGUUUUAAGACAUGAAUUGUUUCACUCAGAGAUGGGGGACAACAGCAAGAUCAAUUAUCUGGCAUUACUAAUGCUGUUUUUCAUCUGGUCUUUUGAUUGCAUGCUGUAGUGACCAGGGUAACAUACCCACUUCUUACUCCCCUCUCUCACCACCAUCUAAAGGAUGUGUAAAAUUGUUAAAGCUGGGAACUCUUGCACUCCGCAUUUCCAUGUGCUAAAACACUCUGCUGUUUCCAUUGCCAACUGACAUCUUCAGGUAGUAAAUUUUGUAGGUUUUUACCAAAAUGUCAUUGUGUGUCCAGGUCUUAGAGGUUCCACAUCAAGAAUGAUUACUGUUUUCUGUAACUAUCAUUGGUGGCAGAUCUUAAACAUCCAAAGGAAGUGCUUCUUUUCUUAGUACAUGCUGCUUCCUCUUUUCUCUUCUUCUUAGCUUCCCGGUAAGUGGGCCAGUGAAGUUAUGCAAUGCUGACACCUGCUUUUGGUUUGAGUUUUCUCAUUUUUCUCUCAAAGUCCUUUCUAAGCCCCUCUAUUACAUGCAAAACAAACUUUGACAAACAGUAAAUGCUGGAUAUACUCAGCAGCUCAGACAACAUCUGACCCAGUGCCUUUCAAAUCUUCUGUUCAACUCCAAAGCACGGUACAGCUAAUUAAGUUUUUUUAAAAUGUAAUCACUAUUUUAUAACAUUCUGUUUUAUUAGCAUACACAAGUAUUUUUUCCAGAACAACGUCUUGCAAACAGAUAUGAGAUAAUAACAAGUUUAUCUGCUUUUGGUAUGUUGAUUAAGGGAUGUAUUUUGGCCAGGACCCCAAGGUAUUUCCCCAGCUGCCAUAUAAGUAGUGUCAUCUAUAUUUUUAACUCCAUCAGAGGGAACGGAUGGGAACUCAGUUUAGCAUCUUGUCUGAAAGACAUCAUCUGAAGUGCUGCAUUCCCUCUGCUCUGAAAUUGCUUAGAUUAAAUGCUCAUAUCUUUGUGGGGUUGGAACCAAUGUCUUGAUGAGAGUGCUACCACUGACUUGGAUUGAUACUUGGAAAUGGUGAUCAAACGACUUCUUAUGCCUCUCAUCAUCCAUUGAGAAAUGACUAAGUUCUUCCUUUCUCUUUCUGUCUUCCUGGCCUAUCUCAUCAACACAACUUGGACCACUCUAUUGAUUGGAGUGAAGAAUAGUGUCUAUAUUCUGCCUGAUUUAGGUGUUACUUCUGUGUAGGUCUAUCAGUAUGUGCACAACACUUGGUGAAUUGUAUGUAAACUGUUGCUGUUCAGUAACACCCUGCAAGUAUUUUGCUGAUAAAUCUUUCUAAUCCAUUUGAAUAGUUAGUGGCACAGUCCAAUGAAAUGUAUGUAUAGAUACAGAAAUUAAUCUUAAAUGUAUUAUUUGAAAAAUAUGUUUAUUGAUGUACCAUAUCUUUUCAUAUGACUGUAAAAUGGAAAAGAUUGGUCUUGAUGGAUCCUUAUGAAUUUUAAGCAUUUACACUGUAAAUAGAUUUUGAUUUUUUUAUAAAAAAUAGUUAGUAUGUUCUUCACAUCUUAUGGGAACUGGCCCCUGCAGGGGAACGAAUUGAUGAAACUUUUAGUCCUAUUGACUUUCAAAUCAAGUCACCUCUGUUUUAAAGAAAUAAUUACUUCUAAGCAUUUGUUACAAUAAUUAAGUUUAAUUGGACUGAAGACUGGAUGGUAGUGCCCCAGUAUUUUUCUUUUCGUUGAACUAGAUCUGAAAAUCUACCAAAUACCCUUUUUGAACGUUUUACACAGUAGUUCUUAUCAGUUUCUAAGAAUGAAAUCCAGAGAAAAUUAUGAGUUCGGUAAACUGAACUACAAAAAAAUCAGUGUCUUUUUCUUGAGUUGGAAAGAAACAGGACCAAUGAGGAAUAUCUUUGUAACCUCCAAAGGAAAAUAAGGCAAGGAGCAUAUCUCAUUGCUUUGUGGAGAAAUGCACCUACUUGUGAAAUAUGGAGCUGUACAGGAAUAUCCCUAGCUUGAUCCUUGGUCAGUGCUGGAUGAGUUAACUUCAGGGGUAACAUUUUGUGUGUACCUUUGAGCUUGAAGUCUCGAGGUAGAAUGAGGGGAAAAAAUGACUUGGGUUCAGGUCAUGUAUGCUAUUUAAUAAUAGCUGCUGGAUGGCACGUGUGCAUUAUGGAAAAUGGGAUUUAAAUCAAAUAUGGUGCGGUCAACAUCAGAUUGGCCAACAGUCAUUAGCCAGAUACUCAAAAAAAAACUUGGGCAAGAUAUUGAUGAUCUACUGGCAUCUGUGAAAAUAUACUUCCAUAUAGCUUUAUGCCUUUUGGAGAAAAUUGGUCAGAAGGCAAUAGUGAGAGCUGGGAUUACAAGGGAGAAACUGGGGAGAAAAGGUGCUUUGUGAAACUUAAAACAUUAAACAUUCUGUAUUGUUCUCUCAUUCAAUUGUAAAUGUACACACCCAGUGAGAUUUACUGAGUGCUUCAGCCAAACACAAUGAUACUUCAGCAUCCUUGACAUAAAUUGACUACAAAACAUCAUUUUAAUAAAUUGGGCGCAUAGCUGCAUUUAACUUUACGUGCUUCAAAGUCUCAGUAGCAAUAGUAAUUGAAAUGGCAUUUGUUGGAAUACUGAAGUGGUUUCCAUUCCACCAUCUAAAUUAUGGUUGUUACAAUAGAGAUUUAGACAUUGAACAGUGCCCUUUUGCACUUAUUUAAUGGCAUUGACAAACCCUUUUAUUUACAGUAGCAAUUCAUUGUUGUGAGCUGCAUACUUUAAAUAAAAAAUCUUUAUAGAAAGACAGAAUACAAUUCUCGUAGUCCUUAUUUUUUCAGCUUCUGAUAUGCAGGUUUACCAAGAUUCUCUGUAUAAUGCUUCUAAAUAGUAUGCAGAUACUUUUACAUGUGUUAAAUUCAGACAUGAAAAUUCCCAGGUUCAAGGGUUACAUAAUCCCUAUGUUACAAUAAACUAAUUCUGGACUAAGAUUUUUUUCUUCUGCUUUUGCAGCUAAAGGCUUAACUAUUUGCAAAUUGUGAUGCCUUUUCCCUAAUCAAGAAAGUAUUUUUAAAGUUCAGUUAUAUCUUUGGACAAAAUAUAAAUAUUUUCACAUUUCUGUCAUAUCAGCCGUUAUCUGGUUUUCUGGUAAAACUGCUAAAUGGAAAUUCUUGUAGCUGUGCCUUAAUGAAAAACCAAUGAAGAAGAUUGUAGGAUUGCAUUUUUCAGGUUUUAUUUCCUUUCAGAUGUUUGGUGGAUUGUUUUGUCCAUUGUUAUUUAUUUAUUUAUUUGAACAUUCCAUGAAUAAACUGUUACUAAUCAGACAGAGUCCAAUACUUGUUCCAAAGUCUUCAAGUUUGUGCACUUUUACCAAAUGAGACUUUUUUUGUGACCGACAGCUUUCAUAUGACUGCAAUUUUAU